AUGGUAAAUUGUAAAAACAUUGCAUUAGGAGUUCAUGUGAUAUUCAAUGAAUAAGAUGUUUUUGAUAUUUAAGCAGAUAUCGAAGGUCCAGUUGAUACUCCAUUUUAAGGAGGAGUUUUUAGAUGCAAAUUAAUUUUACCACCCCAAUUCCCAUAAAUUGCUCCUAAAGGCUUAUUCAAUACCAAAAUAUUUCAUCCAAAUGUCUCAGAAAAGGGAGAAAUCUGCGUAAAUACACUAAAGAAAGAUUGGAAUCCUCUUCAAUGGUCGUUAAAGAAUAUUUUUGAAGUGAUUAAAUGUCUAUUGAUUGUUCCAUUCCCUGAGAGCUCACUAAAUGAAGAAGCAGGCAAACUCUUCAUGGAAAACUAUGAUGAAUAUUUUAAAAGAGCAAAAUUACUUACAGGCAUUUAUGCUAUAAAAUAAGAUGGAAAUGUCUUAAAAGGAAAUAAUUAAAAUGUGAAUGAUGAUGCUGAAAAGAAAAACAAAUUGACACAAAUUCAACAGAAAAAGGAAAACGAUUAAAAGAAAUGGCUGAAAAGAAUUUGA
Messenger RNA from Paramecium tetraurelia, 543 nucleotides. RefSeq lists its product as uncharacterized. The record is from RefSeq and is a predicted model, not a curated record. Lineage: Eukaryota; Ciliophora; Oligohymenophorea; Peniculida; Parameciidae. The transcript has 4 exons.